Chroicocephalus ridibundus (black-headed gull) is the source of this 2652-nucleotide messenger RNA. RefSeq names its product PEAK family member 3 (gene PEAK3). The transcript is spliced from 4 exons. Gene Ontology annotation, molecular function: protein kinase activity. Bases 178 to 2064 code for a protein of 628 amino acids. Lineage: Eukaryota; Metazoa; Chordata; Aves; Charadriiformes; Laridae. The record is from RefSeq and is a predicted model, not a curated record. Gene Ontology annotation, biological process: protein phosphorylation.
GUUGCGGCGAAGGCGAUGCAAUGACUGCGGCGGCGGCCGGAGCCUCGGCGGGCAGCGUGCGGGGAGCCAGGCCGAACCUCCGCCUUCCUUCCCGCUUGCAAGCGGCAGGUUUUGAAAGACCAUCCUGCGGCCAGCGGGGUUGCAAGGAGUUGGGCAAGGCCAUUCCCUGGCAGCGGCAUGGCCGGCGCCGGGGGAACCUGGGCCGGGGAGCGGGAGCCACUGCCGAGCCGGGAGAUGGAGCUGGAACCCCCCAGACCCCCGCCGCUGCCGGGAAAAACUCAGAGGGCCGUCGUGCGCGCCCGCUGCGCCAGCCUGGACCUGGGAGCCCCCGGACCACCAGCCCCCAUGCCGGACACCCCAGGGGACCCCCCGCCUCGACCCCCCGCCUCGGCCCUCAUCUACAGCAACGUGGGAGAACUGCGGGCCCACCUCGUCCCCCGCAAGGCUAGCCGAGGGGAAGGAGCCAGGAGAGCCCCCUCUCAGCCCAGCCGGGACCCCCUGCCUCCCCCAUUGCCGAAAAAGCAGCUCCAGCGAGCCGAGUCCCUCCCGGAGCAGGGGCCAUCCCGGCACUGGCAGGGUGACCCCACACCAUGGGCCGCCAGCAGCCUCUCCAGCAUCCCACCACCCCAUCCGCCGCACGAGGAGGGGGCUCCCAGCUCCAUCCCCCCGCGCGAUAGACCCUCCUGGGGACCCAAGAGGCCCCUGACCAAGUCCCAAAGCCUGGGGGAACCGGUGGCCCGGAGCAGCCCGUCGCCCAGCCCGGCAGAGGUGACAUUCGGGACGGCGGACGGCGAGCUGGGGCGGCUCCUGGAGAGCCCGGCCGGGGUGUGCGGGGUGGUGUUGGGGUGCCAGGUGGCCACCCUGGCCCGGCUCUCGGCUCGCAUCCAGGAGAAGCUCCUGGGGUCGGAGGAGCGGCAGCGGCUGCUGGAGGCAGAGCUGGCGGGGAAGGGCUGGGCAGCGUUCAGCGUCCUGGAGCGGGAGCCGUGCUGCCAGAGCGGGGACGCCUGGUAUUUCCCAGUGGGCUUCACUUUUGAGCAAAGCCAACUGGUGUUCGCAGCCAAGGUCCCCAAGCCGUGCUGCGCCAGCCUGGGGGUGCAGAGCUCCCUCGGGGCCCACUGCAGCAUCCAGCGCCUCAUCAGCCGCUUCACCGACCGCCUCCCUUGGGAGCUGGUGUUCCCGGAAAGCACCGAGGAGCAGAGUCAGUCCCCUUCCGGAGAGGAGCCAGCCCAUCUUCCCACCUGCCCUGUCCUGCAGGUCUUUAUUUCUCCUGAGGUUCCCUACCAGACCCUGGCAGGCUUUGUGAAGGGAACCCACAGUUUGCACAGGACCAGCCCUGGGCACUACGAACGCCUGGCUUGCCUCCUCCUCCUGCAGGUGUGCAUGGGGCUGGAGCACCUCCAGGUGCAGAACAUGGGGCAGGGGGACCUCUGCCCCGAGAACCUGCUGCUGGUGCAGUGCCCAUGUCUUCCCCAGAGCCAGCAAGGCAAGGAGGCAUCCCUGGGGCUGUCCCUUCCAAGGCUGCUCAUCAGCAGCUUCUUCAAAGUUAAAGACAAGCAAAGAUCUUGUUCCACCAGCCAAGAGCAGGAGUGGACUAAGGGGCUUGCUGCACCACCCACCCCAGUAGCAGACGAGCUGAACGUAGGCAUGCUGAUCUAUCAGAUCUUGCACGUGGACAUCUCUCUGGAGAACACCUUGGGGUUCAGAAGCAAUAGACUUCCUGAAAUCCCUUCCCUGUCCAUCUAUUCCACGGGACUCAAGCGCCUGGCCAUGCUACUUCUCCACACAGAUCCCUGCAAGAGGGUCUCCAUCGAGCAGGCAAGGAGCAUCCUGCAGGUCCUGCUCUGGGGGCCUCGCCAGGAGCUCUUCGCCAGGAGUAAGAAGUCCCUCACCCUGCUCCGGAACUGGGUGGAGGUGAAAAGGGCUCUGCUGCUCCUGAAGUUUGCGGAGAAUUCGGCCGGGGUGGCGGGGAGUCCUGGCCUCGAGGAGUGGUUGUGCUGCCAGUACUUCAAGGAGGUCACCGAACACACACUCUACCAAGUCACCCAGGCUCUCUACGCUCCCUGAAGGCAAGCUGAAGUUCAGCCCACCCAAAAACUCUCCUCGAAGCCAAGAGGCCAUGAGGACCUGGCCAAAUCCUGGAGCAGCUCACAAGGAACCUAAGCUGGUCCUGGCUGGGAAAACUCUGUUUGCGAACCCAAACCCACUUCCCCCACAGCACGUGAACGAUGAAGCUGGGACCAAGCUCCCACCCGUGGCUCCCACAACGCGGGGUGUGUUUUUACACCCUUGACCGAUUUUUGAUGUUUUGAGUCCAGUCUAUCAGAGCAUCUCAGGAAAGACGGCUGGAUGGAAGCCACAGGAUCAAGCACCAAUUUUAGUGGCUGAUUAUCCAAAGUUUAGGGGGCUUGGACUUUGCACAAAACCCCCUCAGACCCCACCUACGGCCAUGAGGCUUUCGCUGUUUUUAAUAACAAUGAUCUGACCGUGGAAAAACAAAGCCACACUUUACAGCUCACCUUAACUCACCGUUAGCAAAGGAGAAAUACAAUACCUCGUACAACCGCCUCUCCUUAGAAACAGUUUGUGGCACAGCCGCAAAUAUAAAUGACAUUUUAAAGGGGGAAAAUAUCGCAGCCACGCAGCUUCAAUAAA